Molecule: messenger RNA, 3804 nt
Organism: Spizellomyces punctatus DAOM BR117
Lineage: Eukaryota; Fungi; Chytridiomycota; Chytridiomycetes; Spizellomycetales; Spizellomycetaceae
Exons: 11
Coding region: 648-3452 (934 amino acids)
Biological process (GO): nuclear-transcribed mRNA catabolic process, deadenylation-dependent decay
Cellular component (GO): cytoplasm
Molecular function (GO): mRNA 3'-UTR binding
Source: RefSeq, a predicted model, not a curated record
CAAAGAAACGGGGGAACAAUACAGGACACUCGCACACUUGCUGGUGGGGGAGGUGUGUGUUCGUUUUCUCUCCGCCGUCUCCCGUUGGAAAUUGUCCUUUCUUGCUUACGCAGAUCCCAUCUGAUCACUUGCAUCAUCUUAGAAGAAGAUUUCGGUUCUUGUAUUAUCUACGAAUCUGAUCGGUGGUUGUCGCACGCAUUGUGUCUCCAUUUUUUUUUUUCAACUCGCAUCGGUGGUCAUCGGUCUCACCUUGAAAGACACUGCCCAGCUCGGAGAUUAUUUGUCACGCAGUCGUCUGUUGACCACUUGCAGAAUUCUGGUGGAUAGGUCACCUUCUACCCUGCAACCGUCCUGACUGAUUCCGACUCUGCUGUCCAUUAUCCUUCUGCUCCGUUUCGAUGACCCGGUAGCAUCGACGCUUCCACAGCUUUCAAUACCUGUAAAAAUUCUUGUACAAAAGCACGACACUCCAUUUUGUCCAUACCCUCCUCUGUACAGCUCUUCCAAGCUACACGUACUAUUUCAGUAGUUUUGUACAACACGACCGACAUCUGUUUAUAAAAACCAUUUUAACACACACUCGGCAACACCUCCGUACCUCCGACCAACGCUCAACAUCUGUUUAAUUAUUGUUACGAUCCGCAAGCAUGGGUGAUUACAGUGGAAUUGCGCAACCAAAGGCGAAAAACCAGCCUCAAGGACAGUUGGCCGCCCUUUUGCAAAGUCCUCUCAACUGGGACAUUGAACCAAUGAACAUGCCAAAGGAAAUUGGCAGCAGGUCAAGUAGUGCACCUCCCGCCGGCAUUCUAAUGCCAGAAGGACCACGGGAGGUGGAAGAACCUGUCGUUGGCUCGGCCACCGAUCCCCGUAGAGAUCCUGAAUAUGCCGCAUACUAUUAUCAUGCGUCAAGGCUAGACCCUCGUCUUCCUCCGCCUAUCUAUGCACCCGGCCAAUCAUGGCAAGUCUGGGCGCCGCCUGGGGUGAGCGGGAAAAACAAGGGACCUGAGGUGAUGACACAGGCACCUGGGAAGAAUUUGGAAAAGUUUAGAGGCUUCGGCAUGGAUGAUGAUUUCCUCAGUGAUCAUCCGCUAGAUGAAAGUUUGGAGCCAGAGGGCUUGUCGACAAAGGAUGGUAACGAGUAUCGGUCACGCAGUAAAGCGCCUUUGCCUGAUGCCAGAGCGGCCGCAGCAGAUGCUCGCUUGAGCGAUCCGCGAUUAUCCGAUCCUCGCUUGGCGGACCCAAGAAUGGUCGACCCGCGAAUGGCAGAUCCUCGGUUGCUGGACCCGCGUUAUGGUGAUCCUCGGUUAGGUGAUCCUCGAGUGAGCCCUGCAUCUGCCUGGAGUAACGGAGAUCUGCCGUCUCCUAUGUCAAUGCGAGGGGUUGACCUGGCAAGCUCUCCAUCCAAGCGGAGAAACUUGGUGGAUUUAAUUCAGGAAGAUUUCCCACGGACUCCUUCUCCUGUUUUCGCAACUCGGCAAAGAAUGGGCAUGGAUGAAAGUGGCGAAAAGCAUGAGCUCAAUGAUGUAUUGAGAGAUCAAAUGCGCGCCGAACUUGAAGCGCAACUAGAUCAUUCCAACGACGAUGAGCGAUCUAGAAUGGCCGCUGUCCUUAGUGCAGCAAUGGACACUCGUGAUGAGUUGGCAACGGCCCCACCUCAGCGCUCCGCAUCCACUCCGCCGUCGAAUGUACACUACAAUCAACUGCGAAAUGCCAUGCUACAAAAUUAUGAAGAUGAGAUCCCACCAGAACUCCUACUUUCGAUGAGAAAUGUGAACCUAGGCGAAUCAUCAUCCCAACAAAGAGUUGGCAACAAGCCACCAAAGAUUGCGACUGGUUUUGAUCGAUUAUACUCGGAUAUGUCUGCCCCUCGCAGCGCCGGCGCCUACCUUGGUGGAUCGGCGCCAUUGGCAAACUCGCUCAUGGGAGGUUAUCCAGGGACUUCAAGAGGUAGAGAAGCCGAGAUGCUAGCUGCCUUAGAAUUACAGCAACGCGCAGCCGCAGCUCGCAGCCCCAUGUUUGAAGAAGAACUGCGGACGGGCGCCGCUCUCGGUUUAAACCAUCCCAGUUUUGAUCACAGACGAUCCUAUCCUGCUGGUAUUCCAGAUGAUUUGGCUUUGGCAUAUGCGUCUAGAAGGGCGGCUGCCAAUCAACUCUACGAACCGAGUAUGUUGCAAGCCUUAGCAAAUCUGAACGGUGGGAUGCCGGUAAAUAUGCCCAUGAACAUAGGGCGUGGCGGGGGAUCUCUUUCUGAAAAAAAGCUGCGUUUGCUUGCCCAACAACAGUUGCUUCUUCGUGAACAAAUGCUUCGACGCGAAUAUUUUCAACAGUUGAAUGGAUUUCCUCCAGGCCGCAGACCUAUUCCCUCUGAUUUACCUUCACCCGGGGGACUAGCCGAUCCUGGACAUGGGAUGCGCAGCGCUCUCUUGGAGGAAUUCCGUAAUAAUAAGAACAAGAAGUACGAAUUGAGGGAUAUCGUUGGGAGUAUCGUCGAGUUUAGCGGAGAUCAGCACGGAUCGCGGUUUAUUCAACAGAAGCUCGAAACAGCCAACAGUGAGGAAAAGCAGUUGGUGUUUGACGAAAUAUUACCAAACGCUCUCCAGUUGAUGACCGAUGUAUUCGGUAACUACGUUAUCCAGAAGUUUUUUGAACAUGGCAACCAGAUUCAAAAACAGAUCCUAGCAAAGCAAAUGGAAGGACAUGUCCUCUCCUUGUCACUCCAGAUGUACGGAUGUCGUGUCGUUCAGAAGGCGCUCGAGCACGUGCUCACGGAUCAGCAAGCAGUCUUGGUGCGGGAGCUCGAUGGCAACGUUCUUAAAUGUGUCAAAGAUCAAAACGGCAACCAUGUUAUUCAGAAGGCGAUUGAGCGCGUUCCUGCAGAACAUAUCAAAUUUAUCAUUGAUGCCUUCCAUGGGCAGGUGUACGCUCUUGCUACGCACCCAUACGGCUGCAGAGUGAUACAAAGAAUAUUUGAGCACUGUGCUGACGAGGAGACAAAACCACUACUAGAAGAGCUUCACCGCUAUACGAUCAAUCUCAUUCAGGACCAGUACGGCAACUACGUCAUCCAGCAUGUUCUGGAGAGAGGAAAGCAGCAGGACAAGGGUUUGAUCGUUAGCAAAGUCCGUGGGCAGGUUCUGCAACUUAGCAAACACAAGUUUGCAAGCAACGUUGUCGAAAAGUGUGUCGCCUUUGGUAGCAAAAAGGACCGCCAGCAAUUGAUUGACGAGGUUAUUCAAACGAGACCUGAUGGUACCUCUCCCCUAAUCUUAAUGAUGAAGGACCAGUUCGCCAAUUACGUUGUACAGAAGAUGUUGGACGUUGUUGAUGGAGAACAACGUGAGAUCUUGGUUCAAAGGAUCAAGCCACACUUGCCUUCUUUGAAGAAGUACACUUAUGGGAAACAUUUGAUAACAAAAGUCGAAAAGUUGGUGAUGCAACACAACAUUCAGUAAACGGGGUCAAGUCCGUUGAAAGGACGCGUGUAAAGCAAUCGCGCACUGACUCGAUCAUCGACUUUGUCAACACGCCGUAUUUCCAUCGCACUUCGCCAUUACCCAAGUGUGGACACUGCGACUUUUGAGUGAAUAUCUGGCCAGCAUGAGCAUUUUUGGUUGAAUAUCUUGCUUCUAAGUUGGUUGGGUCUGGACAGUCCGGUUUUCUUCUAGUUCCUGUUUCCAGUUUUCGUUUUGUAUUCAUAGAAUUGUUGGGUUGUGUAUAAGGGUUGUAAUACAUGGUGUUCAGGGGUGCCCGAAGAGUACAUACGCUCCCACAUAAUAUACGCUUCAGUGUAAGCUCUGUUCCCUG